This is a messenger RNA of Cuscuta epithymum, 1338 nucleotides long. Lineage: Eukaryota; Viridiplantae; Streptophyta; Magnoliopsida; Solanales; Convolvulaceae. The record is from the annotation of a GenBank genome assembly.
AGUCGAAAAUUUGGUCUAUAAUUUUCUUUAAUGAGUCUACUAUGACCGGAAUCCCCGGAUAAAAACAACGCGAUCGAACACACUUCCAGAUUCUCUCGUACUUGCAGAGUUGCAGGCCAGCGAAGACGACGCUUAUUUCUUCUUUCUCUGUAGACUUCCGUGAGCUGGAUUUCAUACUCGCGUCGAAUAUCUAACUCGGCGAAUCCGAUCCCGGGUUUUCCUUGAUUUCUUGACAAGUUUUGUUUGCAGAAAUGUCCAAAGCUGAGCUGCGUUGGUAGUUUACUUUCCACUAUAUGAUGGAUCAUCAGAACAACUCGACUUUAAGGACAUACAUGGCCAUCAUGGCCGAGAGGGAUGCCGCCAUCCUAGAGCGCAACCUGGCCAUAGAUGAAAGGAAGAGAGCUUUAGCAGAGCGUGACAUGGCAAUGCUACAGAGAGAUGCAGCAAUCUCUGAGCGCAACUCCGCCAUACAGGAACGCAACGAGGCCAUAUCUGCCUUUCAAUUCCGGGAGAUGAUCCCUUCAACCGAAGUAGAAGAUCAAAAAAACAUUCUUCUUCAUCCUCAAAUGGUCUCCACCUCUGCUGAACCCUUCAACAUGACGACAACAAACCCUGCUCCUGAAACAGAUAAUCCCAGGAAGCUAAGGCUGCAACCAAACGAAAGCAAACCGGAAAAGCCAUCAAAGUUGCAGAGGGUGGUGAUUAAGGGUGAGAGUUUAGUGGAUUGGCAGGCAGUUUCCACGUUCGGAGACUGGGAGGAUGAUGAUGAGGACCGAAUGGGCCCCGAUGAUGAAGAAGAGGAAGACGAACAACAAGAUGACAAGCACCUCCUAGAUACGUGGGACUCCGCAAAUGUGUCUGGGAUGCCGGUUCCGGUAUGUUCAUGUACUGGAACACCGCAGCCGUGUUACAAAUGGGGAAAUGGAGGGUGGCAGUCAGCUUGCUGCACGACCACCAUAUCAAUGUACCCUUUACCUCAGGCUGCACAUAAGCGCUACUCUAGAGUUGGGGGGAGGAAGAUGAGUGGAAGUGCAUUCAGUAAAUUGGUCAGCCGCCUCACAGCUGAAGGGUGGGACCUGUCUGCACCACUUGACCUGAAGGACCAUUGGGCUAAACAUGGGACUAAUCGGUAUAGUUCAGUAAAAUAGUAUUAGCAUAUUGAAAAAAGAUAGUUUUCCUGCUUUGUCUUCUUUAGAUCUUGAUGACUGAUUAUUAUGAUCUACAUUCUUGUUGUGAAAGAAAGAAUUAAUGAACUUCUUGCACAAAGAUUGGUCUUUAACUCUGCGUUUACUGUCGCAUGAUUGUCUCAAGAGGUAUCAUUUAAAGUUUGCUUUUAAC